AUGCCCACCUGGCUCGUUCACGGUUUUCGAUGGCCGCGCGCACAGAUUCGCAUUCACAUUAUUCUGCAGAACCUCGACGACGCCGCUCCAGAAUGGCUCAUGGCCCCUGCUACUACGGCCUGUAUGAUGCAAAACUUCAAGGAGCAAUGGCCAGAACAGAUGGCCCAGCUGCCUGAUCUACGCUUCAUCGAGCAAUACGAUCCCGAAGAUCUCACCGUCAAGGAUCAGCCGUACGCAUAUGUGUGCGAUAUUGUGCACGAGAUCAAGCUGGGCGUGGACGUGGAAGAGAUGAGGGGAGCUGGGCUGGGAGAUGACCAGUGGGCAGCCAUUGCAGAAUUGAGGGACAAGGUUGCACCGGGAGAAAAAUUAGGUUGGUUCGUAGUGGUCAACGGAGAUAUCGAGAGGUGGGCGCCGCCGCUGGAGGAAGACGACGAUAUAACCCCAGACGCCAGCGCCGUCAGUGCAUCAAGUCACAGGAGUAGCAUGGCACAAUCCGACACCGCACGCACCAAAGAACCGGAGCGACCGUCCUCGAGCAGGAGUUUCAAGAAGUGGUUCGGAGGGAAAUUGAGGAAAACGAAGAGCGGAAGGAAUUUGAGAGGUGAUACCACGCCAGAAGAGCCAGUUCCUCCAUUGCCACCAAUCUCACCCCGAUACGCUCUUCAAUCUUCGCACGGGAAGGCAUCUGCGCAGAACCCGAGGCUACGACCAAUACCUUUCCUCGACGACCCCGGAACUACCGCCAAGAUGAGUCGACGCGACUUUCUCUCCAUGCCUGCGCCCGAGAACUAUGUGGCUGGUCUCGGUAGAGGAGCUACGGGCUUUACAACCCGAAGCGAUCUGGGUCCCGCCCGUGAGGGUCCAUCCGAGGAGCAGAUGAAAGAGAUGCUAGCAAAGCGCGCAGCUUCGCUAGGUCAGGCAGCCCCCUCGGCCUAUGGUGUCACUGAAAAGAAAGAGGAAGAGAGGGACGAAGAGGAGGACCGGUUUCAAGAUCCCGAUAAUGAAGUUGGCCUUUUCUCAAGCGGCAUGAACUACGACAAGGACGAUGACGAGGCAGACCGCAUAUACCAAGAAGUUGACGAGAAGAUGGACAAGCGCCGUAGAGCAAGAAGGGAAGCUCGCGAGCAAUUAGAACGAGACGAGUACGAACGAAACAACCCCAAGAUCCAGCUCCAGUUUGCCGAUCUGAAACGAGCCCUCGGCGGCGUCUCUGAGGAAGAAUGGGCAGCGCUGCCUGAGGUUGGAGAUAUGACCGGCAAAGCGAAGCGCGCUCGUGAAGCUCGACUAGCGAAUUCGAGGUCAUACGCCGUUCCGGAUAGUGUUUUGGCCGCAGCAUCCAAGAGUGGCGAGCUUGAUACCACGAUAUCGUCAGGCGACGCAGACGGCAUGACAACGAACCUUGCCAGUAUCGGAGCUGCGCAGCUGUCUGCCUUGACGGUACGACUGGACUCAGCAGCAAGUGCGCCUGGCACGCAAACCACAACAACUUCUGGUACCUCGACGUCCGUGGACCCGAAGGGAUACAUGACUGCGUUGAGCAAAAAGGAAGCUAUGGGUGAGGAAGUUCCAGUUGAGGACAUCAACCGCGCGCGUGUGCUGUUAGAAUCGGCCGUCAAAACUAACGUCCACAACGGCCCCGGAUACGUUGCGCUAGCACGACUUGAAGAAGUUGCUGGAAAGAUUCACACGGCCAAAAAGGUUAUUGCACGUGGAUGCGAACUAUGUCCUCGGUCUGUAGUCGUCUGGGAGGAAGCGAUCAGGCUGAAUCGUGACAACAUCCACAAUGCGAAGAUCAUUGCCGCCAAUGGUAUCAAGCAGAACACCAAGGCGGUAAAAUUAUGGCAAGCUGCCAUCGAUCUGGAACAAACACCAGCGUCUAGGAAAAAGGUUACACGUCAAGCUCUAGACCACAACCCCCAGAGUGUGGAGUUGUGGAAGACCCUAAUCAACGACACGGAAGAGCUAGACGCCGUCCGCUUACUGUUCGCCAAAGCUACAGAAACUGUUCCUCUCUCAGAGGAGUUGUGGAUCUCAUUCGCCAGAGUUUCAAAACCAGAAGACGCGCAGCAGAUCCUCAACAAGGCUCGCAAAGCCAUCCCCACCAGUUGGGCGAUUUGGAUUCAUGCUUGCAGAUUACAAGAAGAGCUGGGCAAAGUUGACAUGUUGGACAUGAUCAUGACUAGAGCAGUCAAGUCCCUGAUCAAGGAGAACGCUAUGAUCAAACGUGAAGAGUGGAUCACUCAAGCUGAGAUUUGCGAGGAGCAAGGCGACACUGGCACAGCUGCUGCGAUCAUCAAGGCGACAGUGGGCUGGGGUCUUGACGAAGAUGACGAGCGUCGGGACGUUUGGCUAGAAGAUGCCAGGAGCGUAUUGAACAGAAACAAGCCGGAAACAGCUAGGGCAAUCCUCGGAUUCGCCGUCGCCGUCUUCCCGUAUAGUACAACAGUCUGGCACGCGUCCACUGACCUCGAAAAGCAUCACGGUACAACCGACACCCUACUAAGUGUCCUGGAGCGUGCCGUGAACGCCUGUCCAAACUCGGAGUCCUUGUGGCUUCAAUACGCUCGAGAAAUGUGGCAAUCAGGGAACCCUGAAGGUGCUCGCCAGGUUCUAGGAAGAAGUUUCGAGGCUCUGCCAGGCAACGAAAUGCUGUACACUCGCGCUGUUGAUUUCGAAGUUGACGCUGGCAACUACGAGCAGGCCCGUAGCUUCCUCCAGGUAGCACGUGAAUCAGCUGCCACCGAUCGCAUCUACAUGAAGUCGGCCGUGCUAGAACGACAACUGGAAAACUAUGAGACAGCGAUCGACAUUUGUAACCAGGGUCUGCAGAACUGGCCCGGCAGUUGGAAGUUACAUGCUAUCAAAGGCCAAGUCUACGAGCAGCUUUCAAAGCUGCCAGAAGCUCACGAGGCAUUCAACAUCGGUACACGCGCGGCACCGAAAGCUCCAGUCCUGUACAUUCUUCUUUCACGACUCCAGGUGAAGCAAGGAGCAGUUGUAAAGGCUAGGUCCACCCUGGACCGUGGUCGACAGCAGAACCCUAAGAGCGAAGAGAUCCUUCUAGAGCAAGUCCGUCUCGAGCGCCGCCAGAAUAACACGAACGCCGCCCAACAGCUGAUGGCCGGCGCUCUACAACAAUGUCCCAACUCAGGGCUCUUAUGGGCAGAGAAGAUCAUGCACCUCGAGGGCCGCACACAACGUAAGCCGCGCGCACUCGAAGCUAUCAAGAAAGUGGAAAAGGACCCUCUACUAUUCGUCGUCGUCGCACGGAUCUUCUGGUCGGAGCGACGUCUCGACAAGGCCGCGACGUGGUUCGUCAAGGCUGUCACCCUUGACAGCGAUUACGGUGAUGCUUGGGUGUGGUACUACAAGUUCCUCGAACAGCAUGGCACUGAGGAGAAGAAGGAGGAUACGCUUUCAAAGGCUGCCAUGGCUGAGCCCAAGCAUGGUGAAAUAUGGCAGUCUGUCGCCAAGGAUCCUAAGAAUGCGAGGAAGAGUGUAGAGGAGAUUUUGAAGAUUGCUGCGGCAAAAGCGGAGUAG
Messenger RNA from Alternaria postmessia, 3540 nucleotides. RefSeq lists its product as uncharacterized. Gene Ontology annotation, molecular function: protein binding. Lineage: Eukaryota; Fungi; Ascomycota; Dothideomycetes; Pleosporales; Pleosporaceae. Gene Ontology annotation, biological process: mRNA splicing, via spliceosome; spliceosomal tri-snRNP complex assembly. The transcript has 4 exons. Gene Ontology annotation, cellular component: U4/U6 x U5 tri-snRNP complex; catalytic step 2 spliceosome. Bases 1 to 3540 code for a protein of 1179 amino acids. The record is from RefSeq and is a predicted model, not a curated record.